AUGGAUUGCCGUCGAAAGGGAAAGCUGUGCAUAUUGAGUGACCGGCAGGCCAAGGAACUUCUUGAAUCGUUGGAUAUUGAUCUUGACACUGAUGAAGAGGAAGAUCCAGGAGACGACUUUGAAAGUGACGACUAUAAUGACCCGGAAAUUGAAGAGUUGUUUUCCUCGCCCCCUGCACCCAAGCGACGCAAGCUAGAUACCUCUGGCACCGUGAAUACUGAAAAAGCAUCGGGUAAGUCAGAUCCACUCAUGGGACCCGGAACAUUCGUUGGAUCCGCAGAUUCAAUCGAUCCCAAAUCUGCUGCGUUCAAAAACAUCAAAUGGAAAAAAGCAAAUCUUGGCGUUCCGGAAUCCGAUCUACUGUUUGAAGAAGCUGACCUAGAACAAUUUAAAGAUCUGGACACACCGUUCAAAUGUUUUUCUUAUUUCCUCGAUGGUAUUUUGGAACACAUUGCGGCUCAAACUAACCUUUAUGCGAAGCAAAAGAACAUCACGAGCAGUUUCUCCACAACGGCGUUGGAAAUAAGAAAAUUUUUCGGAGCUCUUUUGUACAUGUCUGUUUUUCGAUACCCGAGCAUAAGGUCGUACUGGAGUGAAUAUGCGUUUCACCCGAUUCAAAAUACGUUGCCGCGGAAUAGAUUUGAUGCGAUUCGUCGAUUUAUCCAUUUCAAUGAUAACGAUGCUAUUCCUGCAAAAAACUCGGCGGAAUACGACCGUUUGUACAAAAUCAGACCAAUUGUGAACUAUUUCAAUGAAAGAUUUGAAACUGUCCCACUGCCCCAACAUGUUUGCGUUGACGAGCAAAUGUGCGCAACAAAAAUGAAGUCAACUCUUCGACAAUAUUUGGCAAACAAGCCCCACAAAUGGGGAUUCAAGCUAUUCGUUUUAUCCGACUCCUUUGGAUAUUCCUACCGCUUUGAAGUUUACUGUGGAGCUGGCGAUAACGUGGUUCUACCGGGUACUCCUGACUUGGGAGCAACAGCAAAUGUAGUCGUGCGGCUGUCAAAAGUACUGCCCGAUUUCAGAAACCACAUAAUGUACUUUGAUAACUUCUACACAUCAUUGCCGUUGCUGACUUAUCUACGCUCAAGAGGCAUAUUCGCGUUGGGAACUAUUCGCAACAAUCGUAUUCCAAACAAUAAGCUUCCCACAGACACAGCUUUGAAAAAAUGUGAACGUGGUUACUCGACUGAAUAUGUUGGAACGGCUCAUGGAGUUUCAAUUUCAACGACGGUGUGGAAUGAUAACAAGGCGGUUCGUCUGGCAUCGUCUUAUGUGGGCGUCAAGUCAAGAACAACCAAGGAUAAGGACCCUACUGAUACCGUUUCCCGCUUCGUUCGAUCUACUAAGCGCCGAAUCGAUGUUGCUUGUCCACCUAUGAUUCGUGAAUAUAAUCGUCACAUGGGAGGUGUAGAUAUGGCUGAUGGUCUGAUUGGGCGAUAUCGCAUCCGAGUAAAAACGACGAAGUACACGAACCGUUUGGUGUACCAUUUACUGGAUUUGGCUAUGGUAGACUCGUAUGUAUUGUUCAAACGUGUGCAUAAAAUUGAUCCAUCCUCUGAAGUCUACCAGCUUCCGAAUUUUCGGGCUGAAGUUGCAAAGGCAAUGUGCACCUACAAAGCUCCGGCGGCGCCGAGACCACCUGGACGGCCACGAAUAAUUUCUACGAAGAAGCCAUCUAUUCCGAAGCGAGCCUAUCUGCCACUUUCAGACACCCGAUACGACGGAACGGAGCACUUCCCCGAAAUUCUUCCCCGUUCCGAGAAGAGAACUUGCAAAAAUCCUGGAUGCAAAUCGGAAACAUCAACAUAUGCCUGCAAGCGA
Armigeres subalbatus is the source of this 1824-nucleotide messenger RNA. Its product is annotated as piggyBac transposable element-derived protein 3-like. The annotation marks the transcript as partial. Lineage: Eukaryota; Metazoa; Arthropoda; Insecta; Diptera; Culicidae. The record is from RefSeq and is a predicted model, not a curated record. The transcript has 2 exons.